ACCCCGAUCUGCCGUUUCCGGAGGGCAAGGACGGGAGGUACCUUUGGCUUCCAAAUCAUGUACAUAAUUCUGGAUGGGGAAAUGCUAUGCAAGAGCUAAUACUGAACGCACAUCUAUCAUACGUCGCCAAGCGAACAUUUGUAUUUGACAAUUAUACCUGGAACCGAGAUCUGUCUCAAGAAUACUCGGAUUUCAACGGCAAACUUAUACCAUCCCGGAUACCAUUGACAGCACUAAUAAACGGUCCCAUUGUCGGCGAUUCAUUCCCCAAGGGCGAGGUACAUCCAAGAGCAGUACGGAAGGAGUUUUGGGAGAAAGUAUGUCCCGAACGGACGAUCAUCCAUGGGUCGGAGGUGACCUCCUCGUUACCCUCGGAAGCACCUGCAAGUCAGGUUAUGCAGGCAUGGGUGGAUAAGCUAAACUCGAUUGAGGACCGUUGUGUGGAGUUGGAUAUGUACUCUGCCCAAAUCUUCGAGAUAUGGAUAUUCGGGUCUAAACGUGUACUGGACAUCUGGCCUUCGCUUCGUGUCUCGCCGAUUCUUACUCAAUUCCACUGGUCACCCCUGAUCCACUCGGCAGUCGAAUAUAAUUCCCAUCUUUUCGCAACGACCACCUUCCUAUCCUCGCUUCUCUCCUCCCUCCCCAUCAUCUCGCCCUUCUUCCAAACCAACUACAACCCCACUUCCCUCGACCAGUACAAGCCCAUCCCCGGCCUACUCGCCCUGCACAUCCGGCGCGGCGACUUUGUCGACCACUGCCACCACCUCGCCAAGUGGUCGUCCCUGUACAACGGUUUCAACAGCUUCCCCGACCUGCCGGACAAGUUCGAGCCGCCGCCGGGCGGCGGGUGGGGCACGACGACGCCGGAGAACGACGCGAUCUACCUGCAGCACUGCUUCCCCUCGGUCGAGCAGAUCGUCGAGCGCGUGUCGCAGGUGCGCAACGACGAGCAGGCGCGGCUGCGGCGGCGCGGCGGGGCGCUGAGGAGUGUGUUCAUCAUGACGAACGGGAAGGCGGAGUGGGUGGACGAGCUGAAGGAGGCCCUGCGGCAGCGCGCGCUGGCGGAGGGGAGGGAGUGGGAGAAUGUGGCGAGUAGCCGGGAUUUGGUGCUCAGUCGGGAGCAGAAGUACGUCGCGCAGGCGGUGGAUAUGGUUAUUGGCCAGAGGGCGCAGGUUAUCAUCGGCAAUGGCUUCUCGAGUCUAACGUCGAACGUGGUCAUGCUACGCAUGGCGAACAACAUCCACCCAGAUACGAACCGUUUCUGGUGA
Messenger RNA from Gloeophyllum trabeum ATCC 11539, 1268 nucleotides. RefSeq lists its product as uncharacterized. The transcript is spliced from 6 exons. The coding region runs from base 87 to 1268 and encodes 393 amino acids. The record is from RefSeq and is a predicted model, not a curated record. NCBI's taxonomy places the organism in Eukaryota, Fungi, Basidiomycota, Agaricomycetes, Gloeophyllales, Gloeophyllaceae.